Plasmodium knowlesi strain H is the source of this 3753-nucleotide messenger RNA. Its product is annotated as conserved Plasmodium protein, unknown function. The coding region runs from base 1 to 3753 and encodes 1250 amino acids. NCBI's taxonomy places the organism in Eukaryota, Apicomplexa, Aconoidasida, Haemosporida, Plasmodiidae. The transcript has a single exon. The record is from RefSeq and is a predicted model, not a curated record.
AUGCAUUAUUUUAGGAAAAAGAAAAAUGAGCCUGUCAAUAAAAGAGAGGCCUUUAUAGCAAACAGUAAAUAUACGAAACAAAAUAGAACGCUCAAAAGUGAUGAUGUAUUCAAUGGUGUAGAUGCAUUUGAGGAAAAACCAAAACAAAAUGGAAAAAAAAUAUCCCAUAUGAAUGAUACGCACAAUUUGGAAACGAGCAGGAACUCUUUCCUAGAUGGGAGUUUCAAGGAAGAGGUAGGAAUUACCUCCAACAAAGGUGCAUUAUCUAAUCAAAAUGAAAAAUUUAAUAGCGGUUCCAGUUUUGAAGAAAAAAAAAAUCUCGACAAUUCCAGCAGUGAAUAUGGCAUGGAGAGCUACAACGAAGACUUGGCAAAGGAGUAUAGUCAAAAGGGAGAUAUUCCAAACAGUGGGCUAAAGCAUUCAGCAAAAAAUAAGGAAGAGAAUAAUGUUUCAAAUAGUAGUGAACCCAGUAACAGUAAUGUUUAUAACCACACAGAAGGAACGAACUUUAAGAACCCCUCCCCGUAUAAUAGUGUACGGGACAAAAUUAUUCCAAAAAAUGUAGACAGGGAUAUACAACAUCUGCGAAACAGUAAAAUGGACGGAGAAUUUAAACAAUUUGUAGGGAGCCCAAAAAAUAACAAACAGAAUUCAUCACUACUGAGCAAUCAGGGGAAAACAAACGACUUCCCCCAAAGUGACAGACCGGUAAAUGAAAAUAUACCCCCCAAUAGCAGCUACAUUUCGAGUAAAUCGUUUAACAAAACUACAGGCACUGGUCAAAGCGGUACUGGCCACAUGAAGGGGGACCACACUGAUCAUUUUUAUGAUAACACGAAAGCAGUAAGCAUACCCCCCCAGUUAAGUGCAAAUAACAGUGUGUCUGUAACCAGUGGGGAUAUAAGAAACAUGGAGACAAAUCUAAAUUCCACAGAAAGGAAUUGGACAUUGCAGAAAAAUGAACGUGCGCAACAAGGCAUGCACCAUCGUUCUCCUGACAAUUAUGGGGAAAACGCGGAGGAGUCCACAAAUGGGGGGCAGAUAAUUUACAAGGGACAACAUUAUCAUAAUUCCAACUUGCUGGAACAAAGCGACAGAGUGGACAGUAGUGCGCACGAUAGAAGUGGUAAUUUCUAUGCAGGGAUAGACGGAAAUGAUCCGACUGGAGAUAGCUUAAAUUCGCUACAACAUUCGCAAAGGUAUAUUGAUAUAGGUGAAUCUGGUGACAGACAAAAUGUACAGAAUGAGGAAAAUGUGAGAACCCGAAAUAGGGAUAAUUUCGAUGAAAGCUUUUUAAAAAAUAAUAAUUCUUCCACAAAAAAUGAGGAGUUUUAUAAAAUGUUAAACAGUAAUAUGAGGGAAGGGAAGGAAAAAAUCAGUGGGGAGAAAUUUAAAGAAAGCGUAGAUGCUGAGUUGGAGCAGAAAACGAGGGGUAAUAGAAGGCACGUUCAUUCCAGUAGGUCUUUCACACAGCCAAUACAUGUGCAGGAGGAGUUGGGGGGACAUCUAAUCGAGUCGACAGGUCACCAGAAUGAGCAAUUCCUCAAGUACAACACAGCUAUAAAUUCUAUCCAAUCGCAACCCAGCCGUCUAUCCACCAGGAAAGACUUAUCCAAAUCUAUAAAUGCCAAAGACAUAUCAGCAGAGAAUGUAUCAGGGAGACAGAGUGGCCAAAUAGAGAAGGUAUACAAGAGGGAUGAAUCAAAUAGCAGACACAUAGAAUCGAGGAGAAGUUAUAUGCAUGUAGAAAAUGUACAAAUAGAAUCAAGGAGAUAUUCCAUAUCAUCCAAAAAUAGUUAUAAUAACAGAUCGCGGGAAAAUUUUGAGGAACACAAAAAUAAUAUGAUCCUAUCUGAAAAGAGGACUAUGAGAAUGCCCGAGAGUUUAAUAGAAUUAAAUUUUAACCUGAACAGCUCCGUGUGUAGCAUUUCAGAAUCAACAAAUGAAAUGAACAUGGAAAAUGGUUCGUUAAAAUGUGAGAGCGGACAAGAGCAUUUAAUGAACACCUCGGAAGAAUCAGCAGAUAACCGCAUGAAGGUAGCUAGCCAAAUGGAAUAUAGAAACAGCGUAAGCAAACAUAGCAGAAAAAUGGAAUCAAAAAGACAACAUGAAGAUCCAUCUAAUAUGAUGAUAGAAUCCCAAUAUGGAGAAGACACAGACCAUUUGAUGGACUCACAAUUUGAACAAUCCUCCAAUCAUCUAAUCGAAUCGCAAUAUGAUAUUGAAAAAUGUAAUGACAAUAUGUCAGACAUUAAUAGUAGUUCCACGAGCUUAAAUAAGAGUCAACACCAAAUGAGCAAUGAUAUUUCUGACGAACGUAGCAAUUUUAUCAAACCGGGAAAUUACACACACAAAUCGCAGUAUGGCAAUGUCAACUCAGGGAUAGUGCACACAGAAUCGAGAAGAAGUCCAAUCAAUUUGAGCCAUAGUGAGAUGCAAUUACGAAGUAUUUCUCCAUGUCCAAAUAAUAACCUUAUCAACCAAAAUAAGGUUUACAAAGAAUCGAAUGGCACUUUGACAGAAUCUCGGAACGGCCUCAUGAAUUCGCAAAGUCAGCAUAACGAAAUGUGGAAAACUUUGACAGAGACAAAUGAUACGUUUGGCAAUUCUAAAUAUAGUCACAGCGUAUCUGGGUCGAGGCGCAGCCACACGGAAAGCGCUAGCAGUGGAAGCAUGAACAAUGGCCAUCACGACCCGGACAACUUGAAAAAGUAUGCCGAUCAUCCGAAGGGCUACGCAGACCAUCCGAAGGGCUACGCGGACCAUCCGAAUGAUAACUUGGAAGAGAGACCACCUGAACCAUCCCACUCAUUUCAACAAAACAGAAAAUAUAUAAAUGAAAUGAACCACUACUAUGAUAACAGAUCAAACAGGCCCCAUUUGAACAGAAGUGAAUAUGUCCCUAGGAAGAACAUCCCACAUAAUUAUAAAAAAUUCAAUACGUGUGUCCGCGAUGAUGACCAGAAGGCUGAUUUGUUGCAAGCCUUCCAAAAGGGUAUUAAAACCAAGUGGGGCAUGAACAAUUCACAAAUCCAGGGUGUAAACGAAAUGGGCAAAUCAAGAAACGCUCUGGAAAAUAGACAAACAAAUCACACAAUCCAUACGUCCGAAAAUUACAAUUUAAAGAAACAACAAAGUAGGAAUUAUUUCUCCACGGGUGACAGCAAGGGUAAUGUGCCGCAAUUUUCCCGUAGGUCUAGAAUAUCUCAUGCACCUCUCGUGCAUAAUGAGGAUGAUGAACAAAAACCUGGAGGUAAAAUGCACUACAACGAUUUAGAGAACACUUUUGAGAAUUUCGAAAAGGAAGGGCAUAAGGACGGUAGCGAUCUGGAGUUUUCCUUCGAUCAGGAAAAUGAAAUCUGCAAAAAUAUGUCCAAGGAUUUCUCAACAUCUAUUACGAAUUCGCAACUUUUAAUGAGCGGCUCUCAUAAUAUUAUGCACCACUCAGGUAUAAAUAGUUCUAACCAUUUUGAGUUAGAAAUGUCGAAUAAAUCAAACAAAACUUCAGACAUGGAUAAGUUCGCUAUGGAAAAUAAUUUCGAUUUGAAUGUCAAUUCGAAUUAUAUCAAACGGCUAACUAUGAAUGACAAUUUCGUCAACACAAAUUUGCAGAUUUCCUACAUGGAAAAUGAAAUCCAAAAUAAAAUAAAAGAUCUUGACAACUUUUGGGGGGAGAAUUUUGAGAACAAAUGCAAUUCUGUCCUCAACAGAAUUGAGAAGCUCCUUUCUUCCGAUUUUUUCAGCGAGUCGUAG